AAAUCAUACCAGCGAGCGAUAGUGCGGCGGCCGCGAAUUAACAGUCGGCCGGAGAACACGAUAUACCGUCGAUAACGAACAGUCGGUCGGGACGCGCAUGUGACCAUAACAGAAAAUAUCGCGCUGUUGGUUUUUAUUUCUUCGUCGUUACACGAUCGUUUCGUCGGUCUUAAGUCGCUCCGUAUUGUGACAACGGAUUUGUAGCUUGCGUAGUCAUACACAGACGCACGAUGCGAUGUACAUAAUUAUAUCAUACUUAACCAUUGACGUACCUAAUGCAAUCACACUUUAAUAAAGGUUAGUGUAUAGUCCGGUAAAUCUCACGACGACCGUUGUCGCAUAUUAUACUAGUGCCGCUGGCCGCCACUGACCAUAUACACCGCACUGGAGCUGGAAGCAGCCACCGAGGGGACGUCAUCGUUACCAAGCCAGACGCCUACGUAUAAGUAUUACAGUCGAGGCGCACCGGUUAUACAAGCCAUGAAAUGGAAGAAUACAAGAUUACACGCAAUUACGCGAAUACGGGAUAAACGAUUGGAUAUAAAAAAAAUAAUAAUAAACACUAAAAGUGAAGUCUAUACCAAUCGGAUCUUCAACAGAAAACCGAGUGCAAUGAACGAGAUACUCAGAUACAUAAUUAAUCAUGAUGCAUAUUUCCAAGAUAGAUCAGCGGCGGACGCUUUGUUGAUCGGAUGGAGGACGAGUGCGGUGACGGUGCUGGCUGAAGAAGAACGAACGGCGAAAGUUAUCGUCGCCGUCGUCACGCGUGCUGCAGUGCAGCGUGCGCGGACAUCAACGACACGAGUUGUGAUGAAGCUUCGUUCACAGCCUUUGCCGGCGUUAACGACGGCAUUCUUAAUCGCGAUCUUGUUGGAUGCUGUUUUUGCCACCGUUUCCAUCACACGGCAUCAUCGUGGAGACGUAUUCGACGUGUCAGACGUGAAAUGUUCGAUGGAAACUUGUGUUGGAGUGAGUAGCGGUACGGCGUCGUUGGUCGACGGCAUCGUAUCGGUAGAACGCGAUUACCCGUCAUCGGUCGGCAGUAGAGGCUACAAACAAUCGACCGGAACGUUUGCAGAAUCGUCGAACAACGGUAAUUGUAGGUGUCAAUGCAUACAACCCGUGCCUGUGUUCAGGGACGACUUACGGAUAUGCGUCGACGACCUGCAAGAAUGUUCGUUAGCUUCAUUCGUGUCUGGCACAACGGUACAAAAGAUACCUUAUGUAUUUUUACCACUACAAGGACAAAUAGUAUACCCCAGUGCUGAAAUUAAAAUUGCUGGUAUGCAGUAUCCUAUUUGUGCUAUUUCAAAAGCGACAUACCUAACACGGGGAGGUUGGAUAAAUUUUAAAAACCAAUCAGAUUUCGAAAUUCCUUUCCAAAUACACCGCGAAAAUGGACACAUCAUGUUAUUAUGGUUAGGCGAUUUACAAUCAAGGACCAACAUCGAAGGGAGGCUAGUAUUAAUCGAAAUGAUUUGUAAAGAGACGUUAUCACAAGAUUAUGAUAGCAGUUUCCAUCAAGCUAUAACACCUUGUCUUUCGUUUAGAAUAGCAGGAACUCCGAGUGUAAAGGAAGUUUUAUUUUCAACUGACAAUCGAUCAUCGGAUAUUGCUUCUAGUUCAGGAUUAACAAUAAGCGAACUAAUAGCUGUAGCAAUUUGUUCUAUUUUAUUAGGACUAAUGUACGUAGCGUCUAUUUUAUUGUACUUGCAUGUCCGUAAAGGGCGACCUAAGGGACGAAAUGGAGACAUAGAGGCGUUUAAAAAUCCAUUAAUGUCAAAUGGUAUUACUGAAGAGGGUAUAGUAAAAAACAACCCUCUACUACAACACAGUUACAAUGAUAACGAGGCUUUUGAGUCAGAUGAAGACAGAAAUUAUACUAUAAGUACGCAAGGAGAACCUUCUAUGGAUAUGAUAGAGAAUAAUAAUAUUAAUAGAAAUUUAACAACAGCUAUUGUACACCCUAUUCAGUCGUUUAACUCCUGUAUCGGCCAUUCAAUGUAUUAUUCAGAUUCCAAUUCUAUAGAAAAACAUCCAGAAGAGGACAUUUCAAUAGUAGAAACACUAGAUAACAAAGAAGAUCGACCAGAUAAUAUUAGAUCAAUAGUGUGUGCUAAUCCAAGGAAAAAACUUUAUUUCAAUCCUGACUAUUUUGAACUUGAAUUAUUAAUGGCUCCUCCACCGGCAGCGUUAGAAUUUUUAGAAAAGAUUCGUGAAGUGAUACACGAAGCAAAAAGAAAAAUAACAAUGAAAAAAUUCACACCAAAUCUCGUUAUGAUUCUAGAAGAUGCAAAAGAAGACACAAAUGAAUCAUUAAGUUCUUGCAAUAAAUGCAAAACUCAAUUUAAAAUUAAAUCAGACACAAUACAAAAAUGGUUGAUGAAUGUACCUAUAGAAGUUACCAAGCCAAAGAAAAACCAAGCUCCUUGUAUUCCCAUAGAGUUCAAAACAAAAGAUGACGAAAAGGAUAGGAUUGACUUGAUAUUAGAGGAAAGUGAAAUAAAAUCAAAAACUGACAAAGUAGAAAAAGAAGAAAAAGAAAAAGUAUUAGAAGAUGACGAAGAAGAAGACGUUGAUGACGAUGAUGACGAGGAAGAGGGCAUUAAUAUAGAGUGCGAUAGUUUGGAAAGAUCAAUGAAUUACAAACGGAAAUGUGGAUAUCAUACACCAUCCGAAUACGGAUUUGUUAGACCAAACCUGAGUCCAGUUUUAAGUAAUUCUGCAUUACCAAUGGAAGAAGAACUUACAAUCAAAACUACAUAUACUUAUGAUACUAUCACGAAAAAAGAAAGCUAUUAUGAACAUAUAUCUGGUCCGGACUGUAUACGAGAAAAACCCAAAAAAGAAAUCUUACCUGAUAUACUAAAUAGGUCAUCCGAACGUUAUAGUUUAGUAAGCGAAGUAUAUGUAAACGAUAAUUUUAAAACUAGCAUGUCACCUAAUAAUUCACUAGAUAAAAAGAUUAAAAAAAAUGGUCCAGGUCAAAUAACUAUUGAAGUUGAAGAUUGUCCCGACAAUCAUCCAUCAGAUGAUUCAGACAGUUUUGAACCAGAUACGUUAGAUAGAAACUGUACCAAAAUAAAACCAAAUUUGAAAACAGUAUACUCUUCAGAUUCAUUAGAGCAAUUCAAUAGUCCCAAAAUCAUAAACAAUAAUGGAUUUGGUAGUUUAUUAGAGAUAUACGAAGCCAAAAAUGUUAUGGCUGAUGUACAAAAGAGAAGAAAUAUGAACCAACUCGACUCUAAAUAUUUAAAACCAGAUCCAAAACAUUGUCGAAGGCAAAGGUGCCCAUCGCCUUUAUCUAUACAAAAACCUCCAAAAAACGUUUGUGUCAGAAGCACUAGCAAACCCGGAGUCAUGCAAUCUGAUUGCUCUAGCUCAAAAUUUAACCGGCGAACCCACGAUAUCAUGGCUGGUGCUUCUGACAAACAAGCAGUCAAAAGUUCGCCAAUUGAUCAUAACAGAUAUGAAGACUCCGGGUAUCUUAGUACUGAAUCUAACGAAUCUCUCAACAAAGUGGUGGCUACUAGUCUAGAUACAGAUGAAUCUGGAGCAGAAAGCAUAGACACAGAUUUCAAAUUUUUUAAAACACGUACAGACCGUAAUUACUGUGAUUGGUAAUCAAUAAUCAUAAUUUAUUUAAAGACAUAGUUUUUUAAAAUUUUUAUCUAUUUAUUUUAAUUUAUUCUUAGUUAAUAUAACCACAGAAUAGAUUAAUCUAUUCUGUGAUAUAACUACCAAAAAUUAGAUUUAAUUGUAAAAUAUGAAAUUCGGAAAAUUCAUAGAACACUAUGUUCAAAACACUUUCUUUAUAUUAAUAAUUCAUAAUUGAUCAAAAAUCAAUAUCAAUAUCACUAUUAGUUAAAUGUAACUUUAUUAAAUUGCUAAAAAUAAAUUUUUGAAAACAAACCAUCUGAUUAAGAUAUUUUUCUUUUAAAC
Messenger RNA from Aphis gossypii (cotton aphid), 3942 nucleotides. RefSeq lists its product as uncharacterized. The transcript is spliced from 10 exons. Gene Ontology annotation, biological process: imaginal disc-derived wing hair organization. The coding region runs from base 481 to 3624 and encodes 1047 amino acids. The record is from RefSeq and is a predicted model, not a curated record. Lineage: Eukaryota; Metazoa; Arthropoda; Insecta; Hemiptera; Aphididae. Gene Ontology annotation, cellular component: cell cortex.